Messenger RNA from Endocarpon pusillum Z07020, 2340 nucleotides. RefSeq lists its product as uncharacterized. Gene Ontology annotation, molecular function: protein binding. The coding region runs from base 1 to 2340 and encodes 779 amino acids. The record is from RefSeq and is a predicted model, not a curated record. Lineage: Eukaryota; Fungi; Ascomycota; Eurotiomycetes; Verrucariales; Verrucariaceae. The transcript has 3 exons.
AUGUCUGGCGCUCUUGUACCUACAGGCGGUGGAAAUUUCCAGCAGUCGGGUCAACUUGACUGGGUGUCUCUGUCCAAAUCUACAAUCACGUUCGGGUUUGACGUACUGGUACGACUCUCCAAAGCGGAACUCAACCCGGCUACAGUAAUCAUUGGCCGCAUAGCCUGUAAUCGAUUUGUGAUUAAGGCCGAAGCCCAGAAAAGGAUCUAUGAUGCUCUGUCUAGUUUGAAAUCCUUUUCGUCUUACGGGAAACUCGUCUGGUUCGGGUUUGGAAUAAAGUCGACAAUAAAGGAUCUUGCUGAUACUGAGCAUGGAAUGGCAUGUGUCGCUUUGUGUGCAUGCAUGUCCAUUUCGUAUGACUCCUUUUAUGUCGCUGAAGUUCUUCGAGAAUUUUGCAAAUACCUGGCAACUCCUCCAGACCUUGUUCCAUCAGUCCAUCAGUGGAAAGUGCUGGUUGGUAUGUGUGCAGGGUCGGUAUCAAAUUCCAAGUUUCCCACCCUUCUUGAAGGGUUGAUACGCCUCGUACACUCUCGGGCUGAGCUAUCAUUCCAACGACCCACGUCUAGAGAGGCUCUGGCAAAAGCGAUUAGAGCUCUAGCUGAUGUGUCGAAUGGUAAAUUGGCAAAUAUUACGAUUGCUGGCGGACUCGACUGCAUGUGGCUGGCUGCUAUUUCAGAAUGGUUAUUAGCAUUGGAUGUCGAGAUUCGUCUCGGUUUAGGCGAUACGGUGUAUAGAUCAUCAACGCACGGCCAUCGCUGCUCAUCUGCGGUCACAAUUAUCUUCAUCUCGGACAAUGAACCCUCAAUUCAAUUGACUAAAUGUUACGUUGUUCCGAAAGGUCUUAAGUUUAUCAGGGAUCCUGAGCCAGACCAACCCAGCUUCAAAGGAGGUCGCUCAGAAUGGGCGAAAAUACUUUCAGACACCUUUGGUCGCCAUCUGGAUAGUUUACUUAAAGGAACUAUGCAGCAUAGUUUCGCUUUCCUCUUGUUCAAUGCAUCUCGCCUCGCUGAAGGGUGUUACCGUUAUGGGCCGAUGCAGCGCAGUACACAGCUUGAUUCCGCUGAGCACAGCUUUCCAUUCCGUCGAUUCAACUUCAGCCAUUCACUCGCUAGAGGUCAGGCCUUUCUAGAUUUCGCAUCUAAACAAGUCCCAGAACUUGCUGCGAUUAUAAAUACGCUUGACCAAGCCGGGAUGCGGAAUUACACAAAUGCAAUUUGGGAGGAGUCUAUUGACAGGAUUACCCUAGAAUCUGUCUUAGCAGUUUUUUCUGGGUCAAAAAGCAGUUGGGCCAGCGUUGAGAAAGAACCUUCUGCUCUUUCUUAUGACGGUAUCUGCGUUUAUUUCAAGGCACUUGAGGACCUUAAUCUAUCACCGGAAGAAGCAUCAAUUGUUAGAGUUGUUGCUGGUCUUAUUGAUUUUGAAGGGGUGAAGUACGAGAGAAUAAAUGAUCUCGUAGCUGACGCUGGAAUCUCCGAGGGCGACUACGGACCACACGUCUCUUACAACCUUCUCGUGCAAGAGGCUCCACAGCAUGGAGAAGGUCACGAUGAAGUGGUGGAAAUACUUCUCACAAGAGGGGCUGAACUCGAUCCAAGAGAUAAGAAUGGCCAGACACCCUUAUCAAGGGCCGCCGGGAACGGAUUCAAGACUACGGUGAAACUCAUGAUCGAAUGCAGCGCUCAAUUGGACUCAAAGGACAACUCUGGGCAGACCCCGCUAGCAUUGGCGGCCACUCUGAAUCAUAUCGCGGUUGUGGACCGGCUAAUCCAAGAGAAGGCCGACGUCAAUGCAGCAGCAGCAGCAGAGGGAGGAAGAACAGCACUGCAAGCAGCAGCAGAAGGAGGCCAUCUCGCAGUCGUCGAGCGGCUAAUCCAAGAGAAGGCCGACGUCAAUGCAGCAGCAGCAGCAUGGGAAGGGAGAACAGCACUGCAAGCAGCAGCAGGAGCAGGCCAGCUCACAGUCGUCAAGCGGCUAAUCCAAGAGAAGGCCGACGUCAAUGCAGCAGCAGCAAAAUAUGGAGGAGGAAGAACAGCACUGCAAGCAGCGGCAGGAGCAGGCCAGCUCACAGUCGUCAAGCGGCUAAUCCAAGAGAAGGCCGACGUUAAUGCAGCAGCAGCAGAGGGAGGUAGAACAGCACUGCAAGCAGCAGCAGAAGGAGGCCAUCUCGUAGUCGUCAAGCGGCUAAUCCAAGAGAAGGCCAACGUCAAUGCAGCAGCAGCAGGAUAUGGAGGAAGAACAGCACUGCAAGCAGCAGCAGAAGGAGGCCAUCUCGCAAUCGUUGAGCGGCUCAAGAGAAGGCCGAUGUUUAAUGUAGUAGGAAGGGAAUGUGGAGCACUGUAA